CGUCAAUUCUUCGUCGGAUAUGGCCGCACUCUGGCGCGCCACGCGGCGCGGGUCGACCCUCGGGUCGCACGAAAUAAACCUCAAAAACGCCGCCAACGGCCGCACGGCGCGCCGCGGGCUCCAGACGCAGCACUGGGGCGCGGUCCUGGGCACGCGGACGACGAUGCCCGGCGCGUGUAGCCCCUGCCACGGCGCGGCGGUCUGCGCGUCGCCGCUGCUGCCGAACCUCUACGGCGGCCUCGGCGACGAGUCGCUGCCGCGCUGCGCGGCCUUCUCGCGGCGCCUCUUCUUCCGGAGCCGCCUCGCCGCGAGCAACGCGCCCGUCGUCGCGAACCGGUCCCGCGCGCACCCCGAGGCCGUCGUCGACGGGCGCCUGGCCGCGUCCCUCGUCGACGCCAUGCUCGGCCGCGACGCGCGCGUCGAGCAGGCGCUCCUGGAGGACUGGCGGCGCAAGGCGCGGUGCGCGCCGCAACAGGCGGAGCGGGCCUACCGCGGCGCGCUCGACGCGCUCGACGAGUCGCGGGGCUUCUGGGCGGGCGCGCCGGGCAAGACGCCACCUUUGGCCGUCGGGUUGGUCUUGGCGCGCGUCUGGCUCGCGGCGGCGGACAAGCGGGGCGUCUUCGACUUCGCGGAGGCGGCCCGGAACGCGCGCCCCGGCGAGUUCGACGACGACGCGCUGCCGCGCGUCGACGACGUGCCUCGCUGGUGGACGGGGUUACAGUUCGACGCCGCGCAGCACGGCGCGCUGCUGGACCUGCCGGCGUCGGCGUUCGCGCGCGCGGACGCGACGCGGCUCCGGUCCGAGGCCGCCGCGGCCGCGUGCCUGCGGUACCGCUGGCAGGGCGUGUCGACGGCCGACGCGCGGCGGUCCCAGCGCGUCGCGCCGCCGCCGCUGCCCGCGCCGGCGUCCCUCGCGUGCUCCGGCGCGGCGCCGGGCUCGCCGCCGCGGCCCGACGCGGUGGAGCGGGCCCUGCGCGAGGUCGUCGGCGCGCUCUGCUGGGACGGCCGCCGCUUCUCGCCGGACUGGGCGCCGGCGCUGGCCUCCGCGCCCGCCCGCGUGCGCGACUGGUUCGAGGACUACAACGACGUCGCCGUGUCGCGGGAUCUCGCGAACCAGGACUGGUUCGACCUCUGCAGCUCUUUGGGAGGCAACGUGCAGUACUGCGUGGUCUACGACUCGGACGUCGAGUACCAGCUCCGGAGCACGCGGUCCAACUUCAUGGCGGCGCUGGCGCGCGCGCUGGGGUUGGAGUCGCCCGCGUCGCUGCACUCCGACCCGGCCGUCGUCGCGCCGCGCGGCGGCGGGCCGCGGCUCGACCUGGAACUCGCGGGCAACGAGCGCGUGACCGCGCGCGUGCUCGGGCCCAACGGCGGCGUCCGGUGCCAGGUCGAGGUGCGGCCGCGCCGCGCGGUCGUCGAGCGGAGCCUGUGCCGCACGGUAGACGACUUCGCGGAGGCCGCGCGCGUGCCGCCGUGGGCGAAGCGGCUCGAGCUCGUGUCGAACCGCGACGCGGACGUCGUCGCGGACGCGUGGACGAAAGCCGACGCGCCGGGCGCCUGGCCCUUGCUGCUCGCGUGCUCGCCGCAGAACGUGCUGAGCCGCUUCUGCGACCGCGAGUUCCGGGGGGUCUCGGACGACGCGACGCUCCUGGACGGGUUGCUGCUGGGCGCGACGCCGCCGGGCCGCGCGGGCAGCCUCGCGCGGGCCCGGGCGGCCGAGCGCGCCCUGGACCGCGGCGGGCGGGCCUGCGUGGCCGUCGUCGCGCGCCUGGCGCGCGACGAGGCCGCGGCGCACGGGAGGCAGCGCGCGCCGACGGACUGGCGCGACCGCGUCGCCGAGGCCGUCUUCAGUAGCCGCGCGCUCCGCCGGCCGGACACGAAGCAGGGCGCCGCCCGCCUCUUGGAGGGGCCCCUCGAGUUCCUCCACUCGAAGGACGCGGCGUCCAUCGCCGCGCGCCACGACGACAUCGGCUGGCUCCAGCGGCUAAAAGACGGCGGCCGCGCGGCCGCGCUCCUCGCGCGCGACGCGCGAUCCAGCCUGUCGCCCCUGGCGCACGCCGCGCGGUCCGACGCGGCGAACGCGACGCGGUUCCUCCUCGACGUCGCCGCGGCGGCGGACCCGGCCGCGCGCGGCGACCCGCCGCCGGAGCCGUUGCUCUUCGCGUCCCAGGCCGGCGCGCUCAAGGCGGCCUACCUCCUGCUGCUGCGGGGCGCGGACGCGAACGCCGCCGACGACCGCGGCGUCGCGCCGCUCCACCUCGCCAAGUCCGUCGAGCUCGCGAAUCUGCUGCUGCAGCACGGCGCGGACCCGAAGCGCCGGAACCGCAGGGGUCACACGCCCCUCGACGUCCUCCCGCCCCACAUCGUCCGCUAUCUCAACCAGCAAAUGCGCCGCCUCACCAACACGUUGCGCCGCUUCUCGUCGCGCCGCGGCGCCGCGGACGCCGACGCCGUGCGCGAGUACGGCGCCGGCCGGCAGCGGGGCCCGCCGCGCCGCGGCCCGCCCGGCCGCGACGGCCGCGGCCCCCGCACGACGGGCCUCGAGGCGAAGCCCGGCGCCGUCGUCUGGGACGCCACGGUGACGGACCCGCGCCCGCUGAACUUUGGCUUCGUGCGCGACGACACGAAGAACGCCAUCCACGCGGCCCACGCCGCGGACCCCGAGACGUGGACGGUCGAAGCCUUGGCCGCGAAGGAGAAGCUGCCCGAGGACCGCGUCAAGGCCAUCCUCGUGCUCAAGGACCUCGAGGCCGACGCGCGCGCGACCGGCGAGCCGCUCAUCGGCGAGGGCCUCCAGGCCGAGUUCGAGGAGAAGGCCGCGAAUUUCCUCAAGCAGCUCUCCGCCAAGUACAAGGUCCCCGUGAAGAACUGCGGCGACCGCCGCGACGACGCGGGCGUCAUCCUGGCGACGGCGACGCGCUACGAGCUCAUCGAGGACGGCGACGACGAGGCGGCGGUGCUGCGCCGCGCGAGCGAGCGCCUCGACGCGGCCAAGGCCGCCGCGGAAGCGCGCGACGCGGACAUGCGCGCGGCGGCCAAGGCGCGCGCGGUCGCGCCCCGGGCCGCCGACGCCGCCGAGCGCGGCGCCUUCGCCUUCCGCGACCUCGACGCGCCGGACAAGCCCACGCGCAUCGUCCAGCCGGGCCUCGGCGCCGCGGCCCGCGACGCGGACGCGGACGAGGAGACCCAGCGCUCCUGGACGAAGAAGCCGCCCUACUGGGACAUCCACCGGCGCCAGCGCCAGGUCGGCGCGCCGCCGACGCUGGGAGGUCGCACCGUGCAGGGGCGCGACUUUGAGAUCAAGUGGAUCCACGACGCCGCCGACGAGGGCCUCCUGGAAGCCUGGCUCAAGGAACGCGGGCAGAGCGUCGGCGAUGGCAGUCGCGAGGCGCUGAUUCGCGCGGCGCGGCACUGGCGCGGCCUCGGUGAGGAGGGCGACGACGCCUUCGAAGAUAAAGGCGUCGUGCUGCCCGAGGCGCGGGCCUGGAUCCAGGCCGUGGCGGCGAAGGAGGCCGCGGAGCGGGAGCGCGAGAAGGCGUCGACGGAGGCGCAGCUCGCGCGCCUCGAGCCCGUGGAGUUCGCGACGACGCGGUGCUGCGCCCGGACGUACGCGACGGGCGUCCCGCUGCUGCGGUGCGCGCGGUGCAAGCGGACGUUCUACGCGUCCAAGGAGCACCAGGAGGCGCACUGGCCGCUCCACAAGCGGAGCUGCCGCCACGUGGACGACGACGAGGCCGCGGGCAUCGCCGCGCUGGGCAUGGCCGCGUGCUUCAAUGCCCUGGCGCGGUCGCUCCAGGCCGGCGGCGACGCGACGACCGCGCUGCUCAUGGCGCGGCUCCGCGCGCUCUUCGACGCCGGCGCCGACGGCGACGGCAACGUCGAGAUGCAGAUCCACACGCUGGGGCGGGGCCUCAUCUUCCACGCCGACGACGGCUUCUUCGACCGGCUCUGGGCCGCGCCGGGCAUGGCCUCGCACCUCCUCUUCGACGACUGGCUCCUCAACGACAUCGAGCGCAAGGAGCGGCGCUGGUUCCCGCUCGGCGUCCCCAGCGAGGACGCGCUCGAGGACAUGGAGCCGGGGCCCGCCCGGGCCGCGGCGGAGACGCUCAUCGCGCACGACGCGCAGACGCUCGGCGGCUUCGGCGGCUUCGGCGGCAGCAAGCCGAGCAUGAAGUACUGCUACAUCUACUUUAACGUCGUCGUCGCCUCGACCGUCCAGGGCCGGCAGUCCAUGUCGAGCGCCCACGACGGCCGGGGCCGCAUCCGGCGCGGCGAGGUCGGCAACGCCGCGAUGGGCCGCGCGAUGCAGCUCUGGGCCUGCCCCUACGUCCGCAAGUGCUGCGGCGACGCGCUCGCGCCGGCGCCGUCGCUCGCCUACACGCACGUCGCCGGCCUCGCCGCCGGCGUGCGCGCGGGCCUCCCCGGCUUCGAUCCCUUCGAGGACGCCCCGGGCGUCGUCGACGCGGCGCUCGAGGAGGCGUCGCAGGGCGUCGCGUCGCAGCACGCGGUCGCGCUCCUCGAGAAGAUGGUCGAGUGCGGCGGCUGCGUCUGGCGCGCGUGCGACGUCGCCGGCCGCGCGCGCGUCGCCGUGGCCCUGGCGUCCUACGCCAUGGACAACAACCGCUACGACGACGAGGGCGGCGACGACGACGGCUACGGCUUCGGCUACGGCCGCACGGUCGUCAAGGGCUCCGUGCUCGCCGGCCUCUUCGCGUGCCUCUUCGAGACGGCGGGAUGCCGCUACGAGGACAAGCACCGCGGCUGGCUCCGCGCCCAGAUCCUGCGCGCCGCCGCGGACGACGAGGCCGCCGUCGGGCCCCUCGGGAAGAACGACCGGCCGCGCGGCUUCUUCCAGUGGCUCCGCAUCAAGGACGCGCGCGCGGCGAAGCCGGCCACGGACGCGGCCGCCGGCGCGCUGCCCGACGACGUCGCGGCGGCGAUCGGCGACUUCGCGGCGCCGGACACGCCCGUCGACUUCCUCCCGCGCCUCCAGGAAUACGACGCGCUCAAGGAGGAGGACGACGACGACAAGCGCGCGGCGCUCCGGCACGCGCGCGGGCCGACGCGCGACGCGAAGUGGCAGGCGAUGCUGGCGUCCUGGCGCAAAUAGUAAGGCCUAGCUG
Molecule: messenger RNA, 5123 nt
Organism: Aureococcus anophagefferens
Lineage: Eukaryota; Pelagophyceae; Pelagomonadales; Pelagomonadaceae
Exons: 3
Coding region: 20-5110 (1696 amino acids)
Biological process (GO): protein localization to T-tubule; regulation of cardiac muscle contraction
Cellular component (GO): T-tubule
Molecular function (GO): protein binding
Source: RefSeq, a predicted model, not a curated record